CAUUAUAUGCCAGCUGGACAGGGACUAUAAUCUGCCUGGAGACCAUCUGCUGAGUUCAUUUCCAAGGAAAAAAUCCAGAAUUCACAGGCCGUGAGCCUCUCCCACUCAUCUCCUGUACAACGACUACAUCAUCAAUUACCUAAGUCAUAAGAAAGCAUACAUUUAUGGCUGAAAAAAGAAAAACUAUUUCCACAACAGAGAAGCUGCCAUUUUGCUUAGCUGCAUGCGCUGCAUGUGGUUGGAGUGGAAGACCAGGCAUCCCAGUGACUCAUGACUUCUGUAUCAAGGCCAGAGAGGGGCAAGGCUAAAGUUUGGAAGCUCUGCUAGGAAGUAGAACACAAUGUUAGAGACAAGACCUUAUUAUCACAUUCAAUCUCAAAAAAUAAGAACAGUAAUAAAGUAAAAGGAUUGGCAUCAAAGAGGAGACUGCUGUAUACUGGUCUAGCUAAAGUGAUAGCAGGGAGGAGAGUAUAACCUAUAAAAGCACAUAAGCAGUAGUGACUGACUCACUCUCAAAGCAGCUGGAUUGCAGAAGGAUUACAGCAAGAGAAGAAGAGCAGACACAGCAACUAAGAAACUGUCAACAGGGGUAACACAAUGAUGGCAAACAGGAUUUAUAAGAAGAACAGUAGAAAUGGCUCGAUUUGUCUUUACUUGGGGAAAAGAGACUUUGUGGACCAUGUGGACCAUGUUGAUAUUGUGGAUGGGGUGCUCAAGGUGGACACUUCAGAACUAGAUGGAAGAAAAGUGUUUGUACAGCUGUCUUGUUUCUUUCACUAUGGUAAGGAAGAUUUGGAUCUGAUCAGUUUGUCCUUCAGGAAAGACAUUUGGAUGCACCACGUUCAAAUUUAUCCUCCACCUGCUGAAGACAAACCAGUUACUACGCCUAUGCAGGAUGUCCUUAUGAAGAAAGCAGAGGAGGGAGCACACCCCUUCACUUUUAAUAUUCCAGCAAAUCUGCCAUGCUCUGUAACUUUUCUGCCAGCAGCAUGGGACAAAGGCAAGGUUUGUGGUGUUGACUUUAAAAUAAAAGCCUACAUUGCCAACGAGGCUGACGAUCCAGAUGAGAAAAUUGACAAGAAGGACACUUGUCAGCUGAUCAUUCGUAAAAUCCAAUUUGCACCAGACAAGUUGCUGCCUGGGCCCGAGGUGAACAUCUACAAGCAAUUCAUGUUUUCGGGAAAAACAAUUCACCUGGAGGCCUCCACAGAGAAGGAGGUUUACAAUCAUGGAGAUCCUAUCCAGGUCAGAGUGAAAAUUAACAACCAGACUAAUAAAGUGAUCAAAAAAAUAAAAAUUUCCAUUGACCAAACAGCAGAUGUUGUGCUCUAUUCAACUGACAAAUACACCAAAGUCGUUCUCUGUGAGGAAUUUCGUGAUCAAGUAAAUGGUCAAACCACAUUUGAGAAGGAAUACAUAGUCACGCCUCUACUGGCCAACAACAAAGAGAAAUAUGGUCUGGCAUUGGACGGCAGGUUAAAAGAUGAAGACACAAACCUUGCAUCAUCCACAAUUCUGCUACCUGGCACAUACAAAGAUGUACAGGGCAUUCUGGUGUCUUACAAAAUCAAAGUCAAACUCAUGGUGGCCAGUGGUGGUGUCUUUGGAAGCCUUAUAUCCAGUUAUGUUACUGCUGAAAUGCCUCUGAUCUUAAUGUCACCCAAGCCAAAAGUUGGUCCAGAUAUCAUGGACUUACCACCAGUGGAAAACAACUGAGGAAAAUUUCCAGUGCCUAGAAAUCAGACAAGAAACUCCAAAUAGGCCUCUCUAGAGCAAAUCAUCACUGAUCAUCAGGCCUUGGUGAUUAUAGUAUAAUGUCACAAAUUUUUUUGUUGUUGUUGUUCCUGCCAUUAACAUGUGAACUCAGUGUGUUUUUGUACAUAAAUUGGUUCUGUAUUAUGUAAAUUAAUAAGAAAUAUACGUAAGCAGUAUUACUUCCCAGUGUCCGAGUGGUUUUCCUCCGGGUUCUCCAGUUUGAGAAGGAAUGGAUGAAUGAAUAAAUUAAUGAAUAUAUACAUAGAAUGUGCAUAUAAUUUCAUUAAAAUUAUAUAUUUAAAAAAUUUUAUUUUGUGACAAAUCUUUUAUCAUAUCCUUAUGGACUCAUUACUAGCUUGAUCAUUUGGUUCAGUUUUUAAAGCAGUAAACUAAAAUAUCUGUCCAUACAGGAUUUCGCUGUGUUUUUUGUGAUUGUUGCAGCCAAAAAUACUUGAUUUUGUGAAGGUUUUCUGCUUUUUUGUGCGGAAAAUUAAUUUAAUUGACAAAAUUGAAAUUAUACAUAAUUGUUAUUAUGUAACUGUCUUUGACAGCAAUGUUUGCUGGUAAAUGAGAUCUUUUAGCUGUACUCUUGUUCAAAUCACAUGAAUCGAAGGGAUUUCAGCUUUGGCUCACGUCACAUGAGGCUUUGUGAUGAUAACACAUGAUGCUCAAAUUUUCAAAAAGUCUGUGGUAAUUUUGAAAAAUUGCAAGUUCUUACAAAUAUUGUGGCGUUUCCUUGAUUUUGCAUUCAUUUCGGCAAUCGCAAAUCAUAAAAUCCUGGAGGGACUGAUAUAUACAAAAUUCGAUUAAGAUAUCUUUACUGAAAUUCUAUAUACUGAAAGAUGCAUAAACAUUAAAAACAAUGUUGAACAACAAUGUUAUACAACUAACUGAUGUAUAAUUAAACACAAUUGUAGUAUGAGCAAUCAUGCUGUUGUCAUAAAUAUCAGCACAGCUGAUACCUGUGUUUACUCAUAAUUACAGCUGAAUCACAGCUGUGCUGAUAUUCAAUACCACAGCACUCUUGCUAUAUCACAUGGUGCAUCUAAAAAAAAUUUAAUAUCGUGGAAAAGCUCAUUUUUUCACGUAAUUUAAUUCAAAACAUAGAACUUUCAUAUAUUCUAGAUUCAUUACACAUAAAGUGAAAUAUUUCAAGCCUUUUUUUGUUUGUUUUAAUCUUGAUGAUUACAGCUUACAGCUCAUAGAAAUCAAAAAUCCAGCAUCUCAAAAUAUUAGAAUAAAGAAUUUAUAAUACAGAAAUGUCGACCCGAGAAGAGCUCUAAUCAGCUAAUUAACUCAAAACACCUGCAAAGGUUUCCUGAGCCUUUAAUCUCUCAGUCUGGUUCAGUACAAACAAACACAAUCAAUUUUCAGAUGAAAGUAAAUUUUGCAUUUCAUUUGGAAAUCAAGGUCCCAGAGUCUGGAGGAAGAGUGGAGAGGCACAGAAGUUGCUUGAAGACCAUUGGGAAGUUUCCACAGUCUGUGAUGAUUUGGGGUGACUUGUCAUCUGCUGGUAUUGGUCCACUGGGUUUUCUCAAGUCGAGAGUCAAUGUAUUAUAAGGUUCACAUUUCUGUAUUAUAAAUUCUUUAUUCUAAUAUUUUGAGAUACUGGAUUUUUGAUUUCCAUGAGCUGUAAGCCUUAAUCAUCAAGAUUAAAACAAAAAAAAAGUAUUGAAAUAUUUCACUUUGUGUGUAAUGAAUCUAGAAUAUGUGAAAGUUCCACUUUUUCAAUUAAAUUACAGGAAAAAAUGACUUUUCCACGAUAUUCUAAAUUUUUUAGAUGCACUGAUUGGUCAGAAACUGUGCAUUAUUUUUUUUGCAUAAAAGCAGCGCUCGGACAGUAGUUCUUGCUGUAACAUGAACGACAGGUUUAUAUUGAUGUGCUCAUUCUAAUACUUUAUUGUUUCUAUAGGAACAAUCAUGCUCAUUCUCAGCAAUUUGUAUGGCAGACACUCCAAAACAUCUCAAAUGAAUACACUAAAGAGAUUUUGUCCAAAUGUGUUGGUGUUUAACAAAUAAAAUCCUACAAUCGUU
Ictalurus punctatus (channel catfish) is the source of this 3789-nucleotide messenger RNA. It is a transcript of the gene arr3b, whose product is annotated as arrestin 3b, retinal (X-arrestin). Gene Ontology annotation, molecular function: G protein-coupled receptor binding. Gene Ontology annotation, biological process: G protein-coupled receptor internalization; signal transduction; visual perception. The coding region runs from base 598 to 1716 and encodes 372 amino acids. Lineage: Eukaryota; Metazoa; Chordata; Actinopteri; Siluriformes; Ictaluridae. The record is from RefSeq and is a predicted model, not a curated record. The transcript has 18 exons.